ACAGAUCUGGCAUGAGGUUCAAUCCUAUUGUAUAUUGGUUCGUAGAAAUAACAAAGCGAAACAAAGUAAUUAAAUACUGAAGUUGAUCGUACACCAAACUCUCCUUACAUGAAAAAAGAUCACUUGCGAUUAGUGAUAAGAUGUCGGGAGGAUAAACACAGAUGUAGAAAGUUUACAUCACAGAACCGACUUUAUAUCAGCAUCUACUGCGAAGAGCAAAGAGAUGAUUUGUCGUGUCAUUAAGUUUCCAUAAACUAGAUUAUUGAAAAGCGCGCGUUUUUAAAAAGAUCAUGUCGGACGAAAAAGGAACUGCUGCUGGAUCAUAUGAAGGGGAAUCGUCAAAUGAAGACGCAAUGUCGUUAGAGGAGAAAAUUGGAAGGGCGAAGAAUUUUGACAAAGAAAUGAAGGAUUAUGCCAAAGCAACAGUGAAAGAAUUUCUUGGUAUCUAUGGUUAUGAAGAAGAAGAAGAGGACAUGAAUGUGGAUGAGUCAGAAUCCUCAAGAAGCCAUGUAACACAAACAAAUUCUGACACAGAUGUCGACAAACAUCAAGAGACAUCAAAUAGCCCAUCUGCACCUACAAUGGUAACCAGUGAAUCUGAAUAUGAAUCAUGCAAAGAUAAAGAACAUCCUGUUUCAUCAGUAAGAAUUUCAAGUUCAACAACUAAUGUUGAAACUGAGGAAGACACAAUGUCAGAAGUGUUUCCCUCAAAAGAGGUUCCAUGUCCUGAGUCAGGGCUUUCCUCCUUCUCAUGGGAUGAAUACAUUGCAGAAAAAGGUGGCAUUCUUGCACCUUGGACUUGUUUCAAACAGUCUUCCACUCCACCUUUCAAUGGUUUCCAAUGUGGUAUGAAAUUGGAAGUGUUGGACCCAAGGAGUGAAGAUGGGGCGAUAUGUGUUGCAACAGUUGUGGGAGUGAUAGGAUCUCGUAUUCGUCUCAGAUUUGAUGGAUGUAGUAGUGCCUAUGAUAUAUGGACGGUCAUUGACUCAGGCAAUAUUCAUCCUAUUGGUUGGUGUGAAGGGAAUGGAGGUGUUCUUAAACCUCCUGUAGGUUUCAAGAUGCAGGGUAGUAGUUUCAAGAGUUUUCUUCAAAAAGCUUUGGCAGAUGGUGAACUAGCACCAUUAAGACUUUUUAAAAAGGAGCCAAGCUCACCAAAAGUGAAUCUUUUUUGCCCCACAUUUAAACUUGAAGCAGUUGAUCCGAGUCAUCCAGCGCAUGUCUGUGUUGCAAGUGUAAAAAAUGUCAUAGCAGAUGAUAUAUAUAUAGAGUUUGAUGGCAGACCUGGCAGAGUUUAUAAAUAUUCAUUCCACUCUCGUGACAUAUUUCCACCAGGAUGGAGCUAUUUCAGUGGUCAUCCAUUGCAUUCACCUCAAGGUUUCAAAAAAUUGCCAUUAGUUAUGUUGAAAGAGAGGCAGGUACAUCAUGGAUUUAGGCCGCAAAGUAAAAAGACAGAUUUGGCAGAAGGCAUAAACCCAGCACAUGAAACAGUUCAACAUUCCACAGAAAAGGCAGACUCGGUUUCUGAUGAUCAUCAUUCGUCAUAUAUCAUCCCCGGGGAAGUUGAACUUCAUGUAAAUUACAACUGUGAGUUUGGCUCGUAUCUUGACCCGAUAAAAUUAUCCACGCUUCAUCCUGUUUAUCGCGGUAAUGUCCGUGAUGUACUCCAAGCCAGUAUUCAGGCUAUUGUUAAUGCAGCCUACGACCCCAGUGUAGUGAUUGGUUUUCUUCGACCUGGACGAGGAAAGAUCAUCAUCAAGGCGAAGCAUGACAAGGAAACUUAUACUUGCUGUCUGCAAAGCAUAGAUCAUGUGUGGGUGAUGUGGAACGUGAUUGGUCGAUUCAUUGAUAAUCUUCGUUGUUGUAAGAACCUUUUCUCGGCCAACAUGCUUCACGGUACCUGCCCGAAAUGCAACGACCAAGGGAAGAAAUUAAGAGAAAGAGAAGUGGCUCGACUAGCAGAGCAAGAGAGGGUACAAAAAGAAUUGAGAAUGGAGGAACUACGUAAUGAAGCUAAAACAUUAGAACAGAAACAACUCAAGCAAGUGAAGGAGCAAGAGUUUCUGCUUCAACAACAAGUGAAAAAACGUCAACAAGAUCAAACUAAAGAGUUGGAAACUAAAAGAAGACGAAUUUCUCCAAUAGAAAAGAUACCAGAAGUGACUUCAGAUGUUGAGUCAACGUCAUCCCCGCUUACGUGGAGUGUUGAUGAGGUGGUUGGAUAUUUUCAGAAGUCAGACAUAACGAAAUAUGCCGAACAGUUUAGGGAACAUGAAAUUGAUGGAGGUGCAUUAUUGCUGUUAAAUCGAGAGACCAUUAUGUCGUGUAUGAACUUCAAACUUGGACCUGCUCUAAAAUUACUCAAUCAUAUAUCAGAUUUGAAGACAAAGUUUGGUAUAUCUACGGUUAAAUGACUUCAUCAAACAAAGUUCAUGUAUUUUAUGAUCCAAUUCAAUACUCACACAUUCUUCCACACAUA
Xenia sp. Carnegie-2017 is the source of this 2476-nucleotide messenger RNA. RefSeq names its product polycomb protein SCMH1-like. Gene Ontology annotation, cellular component: nucleus. The record is from RefSeq and is a predicted model, not a curated record. The transcript has 15 exons. Bases 291 to 2411 code for a protein of 706 amino acids. Gene Ontology annotation, molecular function: protein binding. Lineage: Eukaryota; Metazoa; Cnidaria; Anthozoa; Malacalcyonacea; Xeniidae. Gene Ontology annotation, biological process: regulation of DNA-templated transcription.